AUGCUGACUCAUGGCCUCCGCUGUUUUGAACUGGAGCCUGGUGCUACUGGACAAACAACUGAUUUUAGGGAGGCAAAUAAGAAGCUAGAAUGGAGUUUAAAGAAGAUUAAUGGGGGAUCGGAGCAUACUUUACGUGCAAAGCUAACCUUUUCUCAGGAAUCGCAUGGUAAUAUAUCGAAAGAAUCUGGACCUGUUAGCAUGACAUUUACUAUACCAAUGUACAAUGUGUCUCAGCUUCAGGUAAAAUAUUUGCAGAUAGUAAAGAAAUUUGGGACACAUGAGCCAUAUCGGUGGGUUAGAUAUGUUACACAGGCAAAUUCCUAUGUUGCUCGCAUAUGA
Vicia faba (fava bean) is the source of this 339-nucleotide messenger RNA. The record is from the annotation of a GenBank genome assembly. NCBI's taxonomy places the organism in Eukaryota, Viridiplantae, Streptophyta, Magnoliopsida, Fabales, Fabaceae.